This is a messenger RNA of Agrilus planipennis (emerald ash borer), 1048 nucleotides long. Its product is annotated as aspartate aminotransferase, cytoplasmic. Gene Ontology annotation, molecular function: L-aspartate:2-oxoglutarate transaminase activity; pyridoxal phosphate binding. The record is from RefSeq and is a predicted model, not a curated record. NCBI's taxonomy places the organism in Eukaryota, Metazoa, Arthropoda, Insecta, Coleoptera, Buprestidae. Gene Ontology annotation, biological process: L-aspartate biosynthetic process. Gene Ontology annotation, cellular component: cytosol.
ACAUUUGGAAUUCAGUGCUUGUCUGGUACUGGUGCAUUAAGAGUAGGUGCCGAAUUUUUAGCCAACAAUCUUGGGUACAGCACUUUUUAUUAUUCAAAGCCUACUUGGGAAAACCAUAGACUGGUGUUUUUAAAUGCGGGCUUUAAAGAACCUAAGGAAUAUCGAUAUUGGGAUGAGCAGAAACGUGGCUUAGACAUUGAUGGUCUUUUAGAAGAUUUGAGAAAUGCACCUGAAAAUUCUGUUAUUAUACUACACGCAUGUGCUCAUAAUCCAACAGGUUGUGAUCCAACCCAAGAGCAGUGGACGAAAAUAGCAGAUGUUAUGGAAGAACGAAAGUUGUUUCCGUUUUUCGAUAGCGCUUAUCAGGGCUUUGCAUCGGGAGAUCUAGACAAGGACGCAUGGUCCGUGAGGUAUUUUAUUUCGAGAGGUUUCGAACUAUUUUGCGCACAAUCAUUUGCCAAAAACUUUGGACUUUACAAUGAACGUGUGGGCAAUUUAGCAUGCGUAUUAAAAAGUCCUGAAUCAGUAGCACCUGUGAAAUCCCAAAUUACAUGGACCAUCAGAGGAAUGUAUUCAAACCCUCCAAACCAUGGAGCCAGAAUUGUAGCUUACGUACUCUCCAAUCCAAAAUUGUACGAAGAAUGGAGAGACAAUAUACGUGCAAUGUCGUCACGAAUUAUAGAAAUGAGGAAAGCAUUAAGAAGUACAUUAGAAACACUAGUGACCCCUGGUAACUGGGAACAUAUUACAACACAAAUUGGGAUGUUUUCCUACACUGGUCUUAAUGCAAACCAAUCGGAACAUAUGGUUAAAAAGUAUCAUAUUUAUAUGCUUCGUUCUGGGAGGAUAAGUAUGUGCGGUUUAACAUCAUCCAAUGUUGAAUAUGUGGCUAACGCUAUCAAGGAAACGUUAAAUGAUGUCAACUAAUAAAUGCAAUGCUAAUAUAUAUUUACUGAUGAUGUUUUAUUAGAGAUGUUCAUAUCAUACUUCAUACGUAUUGUUAUUUGUUAUUUUAGAUUUAGUAGUUUCAAUAAAAAGUAAAAAUGUU